Eremomyces bilateralis CBS 781.70 is the source of this 4711-nucleotide messenger RNA. RefSeq names its product putative ABC bile acid transporter. Gene Ontology annotation, biological process: transmembrane transport. Gene Ontology annotation, molecular function: ATP binding; ABC-type transporter activity; ATP hydrolysis activity. The record is from RefSeq and is a predicted model, not a curated record. Gene Ontology annotation, cellular component: membrane. The transcript is spliced from 2 exons. Bases 44 to 4711 code for a protein of 1555 amino acids. Lineage: Eukaryota; Fungi; Ascomycota; Dothideomycetes; Eremomycetales; Eremomycetaceae.
UUUCUUUCCAUAUACUGCGAGGUUUCCCGGCAGCAUAUCGACAAUGAUGCCGAUUCAGCUCGUUAUUGCAAGCAUUUCCUUUUCACUUGUGGCUCUUUUUAUAGCGAUACCUUUCGUCCGUAGAUUCGUCCGACCAUUUGUCAAAUCAGAACGUUCCAAAGCUAGCAUUACUUCGGACUAUGAAGAUGCCGAUGGCAAAGCUACCGCCGAAUCCAUUAAACGGUAUUCAACGGUUUUACAACACAUCAUACUGGGAAUUACUGUUACUAUACUGGUUGCAGUCUCUCUUGCGAAGGCCAUAACCGCCACUUUGAAUGCGAGUAUAAACUCUUUCCUGGUGGCAGAAUGGCUCACAUUUGGCAUCUCGAUCCUCCUUCUUAUUGGAUUCUGCAAUAUCGUCUUCGAGAGACAUCCCGUGGUACGCUUCAACCAUGCAGCAGUUGAGGCAAUUGCGUUCGUCGUGCUCUUCGCAAUCGAUAUAUUCAACAUCUAUGGGACCUUUGUUCUAGAUACCUCGAAACGUCAUGAAGGCCCCGACAAGCUCUCUACUGUGGUGGUGUGGACAUACACUGCGGUGCAUCUCCUCGGCAUAUUCGCCUGCAUCACCUAUCCAAGGCGCCCACAUGUCUAUCGAGAUGGACACACCGUCGAUGAGCAAUGGACAGUUUCGAUUCUCUAUCGAAUUACCCACUCGUGGUCCGAGUCCGUCCUUCGGCUACCGGCGGAGGGUAAACGACUCUCCUUCGACAUAUUACCAGUGUUGGAUCAUCACACGCGGGCACGAGAUCUCUAUGACGCAUUUUACCAAAUCAAGGAUAGCAAGUCUCUUGCCAUGCAUCUAAUUAGGUCGCAUUCCGUCGCGUUCUCUCUACAAUACGCCUAUACCUUGCUCGACGCUCUUCUCAUGUUUUCACCACAGUACGCUUUGUAUAGAUUGAUAAAAACACUAGAGAAGAGAGAAGCUGGGAUAAACUCUACCAAGGAAGCGACUUUCUGGGCCGCCAUGCUUGGCUUGUUUGCGAUUGUAGCCAAUGUUGUGAAUAUCCAACUGUGGUUCAUCUCCUUUAAUCGACUAAAUACGCCAAUCCGGGCCCAAAUCAUUGCACUAGUGUUCGGCAAGUCGCUGAGGAAAAGGGACAUCAAAUCAACUGGUGCAAAAAACACAGAUGCAGAGAGCGACGACGAUACAAAAGAAAUGGGCGCGAAAGAAGAGAAGGUUAUGGCCAGCAGACAAUCCGUCAUCAAUUUGGUUGGCGUCGAUGUUUCCCGUAUCGCCGACUUCGCAUCGCUCAACUUGUUUUUUCCAGGCACCAUCUUUCGUUUGGCCAUAUCAUUCUAUUUCCUCCUAUCGUUAAUCGGGUGGCAGGCGCUUCUUGCGGGCUUGGUGGCCUUGGUCUUACUCUCGCCAUUGAAUGCAUACACCGCAAAGAAAUACGCCGAUGCUCAGGGCCAGCUGAUGACCCAUCGAGACCGAAAGGUUGCGAUCGUCAAUGAAGCCUUGAACGGGAUCAGGCAAAUCAAGUUCUCGGCCACUGAAGGGCAGUGGUACCGCAGAAUCCGAGAAUCAAGAGAAAGCGAACUGCGUGCACAAUGGAGCGUGUUUGUGUUUCAUUGUCUCCUGAAUUUCUGUUGGAUCAUGGGCCCAGUACUACUCUCGGCAGCGUCGAUUUCAGUAUACGCACUGCAACAUGACAGUCUCCCGCCCUCGGUUGCUUUUACAUCCAUUUCGAUUAUGUCUAGCAUCGAAAUAUCGCUUGCGGUCAUCCCAGAGAUGAUCACGCACCUUCUGGACUGCGUUGUCAGUCUGAAGCGGCUUAGUGAAUACCUGGAAUCCGCGGAAAAGAGAGACGUUGCAAUCCCAGGCGACUCGAUCGAGAUGAGGGGUGCGACAAUUACCUGGCCUGCGGAUGAAGUCGACCCAAAUACGUUCAGCCUAAAAGAUGUGUCACUAAAGUUCCCGAACGAACAGCUCUCUGUUAUAUCUGGACCAACCGGUUCCGGAAAGAGCCUGAUGCUCACAGCCAUACAAGGAGAGGCCGAGGUGCUUAAGGGCAAUCUAGUUCUCCCACCCCGCCUCCCUUAUUACGAAAGAUUCGACCAGAAAGCAAAUAAGAGCAAUUGGAUACUACCGAACUCUAUGGCAUUUGUUAGUCAAGAAGCAUGGCUAGAGAACAUGUCUUUCCGAGACAAUGUGCUAUUUGGACUCCCCUUCGACGAGCAAAGGUAUAACAAAGUAGUGAAAUCUUGUGCUCUCGAGAAGGAUAUUUCCUUCUUAAUUGACGGCGACCAGACUGAGAUUGGAAGCUCUGGAAUCAAUCUUUCGGGAGGUCAAAAGUGGCGUCUCAGCUUAGCUAGAGCGCUGUAUUCCCGUGCCGGCAUCCUUCUCCUCGACGAUAUCUUCGCAGCGGUUGACGCUACCACCGGAAGAUACUUGCUUAAUGAAGCACUCACUGGGGAGCUGGUGCAAGGAAGAACUAGGAUCCUUGCGACUCAUCAUGUGUCAAUACUUCAUGGCAAGAUGGCGUAUGAAGUUGUUCUUGGGGACGGAAUAAUCAAGCGACAUGGUGCAACUCCUGUGGUGUCCGACACUGAGACUCCACUCGAUACUCAUAGCAACGAAUUCAUUGACGAACCUUACCCCGAUAACGCUGGGAAGCUUGGAGGCCAACGGAAGGAGAGCGUCGUGGACCAUGAUCUGAUACUAGUCAAGAGCCACCAGUCAGAACUUCCGGAUGAUCCUCAUAAUCUAGUGGACUUGGAUGCCGCGCCGCGGAAGUUCGUUGAAGAAGAGAUGCGUGAAGUUGGGCACGUCAAAUGGCGGGUGUAUCUCACAUACUUGCGCGCAAAUGGGGGGUUCUGGUUCUGGACACUACUCCUCAGUACAUUUAUUUUCUUUGAAGUCAUGCUGCUUACACGGUCCUGGAUCCUCCGUCUCUGGACCAAAAGCGCAGCACAAUCUGAGGAUCACAUACCUGAUCUGCUGCUCCAAGGACAGAAUCGGCAAAGGCAAACCAAGGGUAUCGAUCCCAAUACCCUUUUCUACCUCUACCUGUACGUCGGCGUUUCCUUCGCUACUGGCUUCGAAGGCGUGAUACGGUACCUGACCGUGUACAUUGGCUCUAUCCGAGCCAGUCGCACCAUGUUCGAAAGCAUGAUAUCUAAUAUCUUGUACGCAAAACUGCGCUGGCUGGAUACUGUCCCUGUCGGCCGCAUCCUUAACCGUUUCUCUGCCGACUUCAAAGUUGUUGACUCUAUGCUCGCCGUCGCGGCCUCAUUCGGGUUAUACAACUUUAUGCUUGUUGUUGGCGUCAUCACGGCGGGUGCCUUCAUAUCGCCGAUCUUCCUUCUAUUUGCCGUCGCGCUGCUUAUCCUCUGCUUACGUUACGCACUGUACUACAUCGUCGGCGCUCGCGAAGUGAGACGCCUCGAAAGCAUCGCUAAGUCUCCCAUCUUCGAACUCUUCGGCUCGACCCUCGCCGGCAUCGCCACGAUUCGUACGUACGACAUGACCCCCAGGUUCAUGACCACCAUGAAUGCCCGCAUCGACGACUACGUAAAGACACACUGGUACCAGCAGCUGCUUAACCGUUGGCUUACGUUCCGACUCUCCCUCACCGGCGCCGCCUUCUCCCUACUCGUCUCUGGAUUAAUAGUGUCCAUCCACAACAUCGACGCCGCGCUCGCCGGGUUUGCACUGGGAUUCACGGUCCAGUACAGCGAAGCUGUCACUACGAUGCUCCGGCAGGUCGUUAGCAUCGAGCUCGGCAUGAACGCCGCAGAACGCAUCGUCGAAUACUCCGAACUCGACACGGAGCCCGAAACGGGCAUGGACGUGCCGGCAUCGUGGCCGUCCAACGGCGCGCUCGAGGUCGACAACCUUAGCGUCUCAUACGCGGACGAUCUACCCGACUCGCUGCGGGAUGUCUCGUUCCACGUUGAGGCGAGGGAGCGCGUCGGAGUCGUAGGCCGCACCGGGGCAGGGAAAAGUUCGCUGGCCCUUGCGCUGUUCCGCUUCCUUGAGGCGAAGACUGGGACGAUCGCGAUCGACGGCAUCGACAUUAGCAAGGUGAAGCUGCACGACCUUCGCAGCCGGCUCGCGAUCAUCCCGCAAGACCCGGUCCUGUUCAGUGGGACGGUCCGGUCGAACCUCGAUCCGUUCGACGAGCACGAAGACUGGGAGCUGCGAGACGCGCUUGAGCGGGUGCAUCUCAUCGGCAGCAGCGGCAUCGACACGCCCGUCGCCCCGGACCCAUCCUCAUCCUCAUCCUCCGCCCUCUCCGGCACCAGCACGCCACGCACCCCCAUUAACACCAACGUCUUCUACUCCGUCACCUCCCCGAUCUCCGAAUCUGGGCACAACCUCUCCCAAGGGCAACGCCAACUCCUCUGCCUCGCGCGGGCGCUCCUGUCGCGGCCGUCGAUCCUGGUGCUAGACGAGGCGACAAGCGCGGUGGACACGGCGACGGACGCGAAGAUCCAAAAGAGCAUCCGAGAGAACUUCCAGGGGUGCACGCUGCUUGUGAUCGCGCAUCGGUUGAGCACGGUGGCAGAUUUCGAUCGCAUCUUGGUGAUGAGUGAGGGGCGGAGCGUGGAAUUUGGAAGGCCGGCGGAGUUGUUGGGGAGGGGGGAGGAAGGGGUGUUUAGGGGGCUGGUGGAGGAGAGUGGGGAUCGAGAGGUGUUGAAGGGGAUGAUUUUGGGGAAGGGAAAAUGA